UUCCGCCCGCCGCCGCUCUCGCGAGAUCCGUCGCUUCCGGCCCAAGCGCGGCCCUUUCCGACGAGACCCGGCCAAGAUGGCGGAGGUGGAGCAGAAGAAGAAACGGACCUUCCGAAAAUUCACCUAUCGAGGAGUGGAUCUGGACCAGCUCCUCGACAUGUCCUACGAGCAGCUGAUGCAGCUGUACAGCGCCCGGCAGCGCCGGCGUCUCAACCGCGGGCUGCGCCGCAAGCAGCACUCGCUCCUCAAGCGCCUGCGGAAGGCCAAGAAGGAGGCACCACCCAUGGAGAAACCCGAGGUGGUGAAGACUCAUCUGAGGGACAUGAUCAUCCUCCCGGAGAUGGUGGGCAGCAUGGUCGGCGUCUACAACGGCAAAACCUUCAACCAGGUGGAGAUCAAGCCCGAGAUGAUCGGUCACUACCUGGGCGAGUUCUCCAUCACAUACAAGCCAGUGAAGCACGGCCGGCCUGGCAUCGGGGCCACCCACUCCUCCCGCUUCAUCCCGCUCAAGUGAGGGCUGGGACACUGCCAGGAGCCUUUGCCACCUGUAAAUAAAGAGAUUUCUUUCUCCCA
Molecule: messenger RNA, 573 nt
Organism: Colius striatus (speckled mousebird)
Lineage: Eukaryota; Metazoa; Chordata; Aves; Coliiformes; Coliidae
Gene: RPS15
Product: ribosomal protein S15
Exons: 4
Coding region: 77-514 (145 amino acids)
Biological process (GO): translation; ribosomal small subunit assembly
Cellular component (GO): cytosolic small ribosomal subunit; ribosome
Molecular function (GO): RNA binding; structural constituent of ribosome
Source: RefSeq, a predicted model, not a curated record